AUGGAUGACAGUAAUGAUCUUUGGAUAAACUUUCCAAAGUACAGUCAGGAUUAUAUAAAAGGGAUCAAAGAGUUUAUAAAAAAUGCAUUUCCCAAAGUGGCUGUAGGUGAAGAAAUGUUAUGCCCUUGUAGAAACUGUAAGAACAUCAAGUGGAAACAUCGAGAUAUUGUCUACGAUCAUCUCAUAUGCAGUGGUCCUCUUUCACUGUAUGCAAACUGGAUUGUAGAAGUUUCACAAUAUCGUGUCCCUGAUUAUGAAUGUAAUGAUGAGGCUAUAGACUUAGAAAACAAUAUAGAUUUUGGUGAUAAUCUAGAAAAAAUGUUGCAUCGUAGUAAUGGACUAAACUCUGAUACUAAGAAAUUUUAUAGCCAUCUGGAAGAGGGAAAGCUUCCCUUAUAUCAAGUCUGUACAAAUUUUUCUAGAUUAACUUUCAUUGUCCGACUUUAUUCCUUGAAGUGUGUUCAUGGAAUUACGGAAUCGGGGUUUGGGGAUAUACUAGAAUUAAUCAAAGAAGCUUUUCCAGCGGCAAAUAUUCCCCUGUCCUUCAACGCUGCUAAGAGUAUAAUUAGAGAUUUGGGUCUCGAUUAUAAAAAGAUACACGCGUGUCCCAAUAGUUGUAUGCUUUAUUGGGGUGAAAAUGAGAAGGAUGAAGAAUGUAAAACAUGUGGUCUGUCUAGGUGGGUUGUAGUUUCGAAGACAAGCACGAACGACAAUGAAGCUGAGAAGGUGCCUCGUAAAGUCGCGGCAAAUGUGAUGCGCUAUUUUCCACUAAGACCAAGGUUGCAGAGAUUGUUUAUGUGCAAAGACUAUUCAAAACUUAUGUCGUGGCAUGCACUUGGACGUAAAAAGGAUGGGAAACUUAGGCAUCCUGCUGAUGCAGAGGCUUGGAAGAACAUGGAUGCACUUUAUCCCCAUUUUUCGUCAGAAUAUAGGAACAUCAGACUAGGUGUAGCAUCGGAUGGAUUCAAUCCUUUCCGUUCGAUGAAUAUUAAUCAUAGUACAUGGCCAAUAGUUCUGGUAAAUUACAAUCUUCCUCCUUGGUUGUGUAUGAAGAUAGAAAACCUUAUACUCUCAACGCUUAUAUCAGGUCCAGAAUCCCCGAAGAAUAGCAUUGACGUGUACAUGCAACCACUAAUAGCAUUGGUGUUGAAACAUAUGAUGCUUCUACUGAUCAAACAUUUUGUUAGGUCCUGA
Molecule: messenger RNA, 1194 nt
Organism: Daucus carota subsp. sativus
Lineage: Eukaryota; Viridiplantae; Streptophyta; Magnoliopsida; Apiales; Apiaceae
Exons: 1
Coding region: 1-1194 (397 amino acids)
Source: RefSeq, a predicted model, not a curated record